AUGGUUCUUGUUGAAUACUUGGACGACUUUGAAGCAAAUAUCAAAGAAGUCCCAGCUGAAUCAGACCAUAAAAAGAAGCGCAAGGUUAGUAAAUCCAAGGACAAGAAUGCACCCAAGAGAAACUAUCACAGCUAUGUUCACUUUGCCGUAAAAAUGAGCCCUCUUAUCAAAGCCGAGCAUCCUGAACUGAACCAAAAGGAGGUUUACAAGGAGGUUGGCGUAAAGUGGAAUGCUUUGACUGAGGAGGAAAAGCAGCCCUACAUUGACCUGGCCAAUAAGGACAAGGUCCGGUAUUCCCAUGAGAUGGAGGAAUAC
This is a messenger RNA of Phycomyces blakesleeanus NRRL 1555(-), 315 nucleotides long. RefSeq lists its product as hypothetical. NCBI's taxonomy places the organism in Eukaryota, Fungi, Mucoromycota, Mucoromycetes, Mucorales, Phycomycetaceae. The annotation marks the transcript as partial. The transcript is spliced from 2 exons. The record is from RefSeq and is a predicted model, not a curated record. Gene Ontology annotation, biological process: regulation of gene expression. Gene Ontology annotation, cellular component: nucleus.